GUUACUAAGAAGUCGUUAAAAAUAUUUUCUCAGAAUCAAUUGAGAUAAGGUAAAGCGUCGAUUUGAAUGACUGAUUAAAUUAUCGUACAUAGGAUAAGUGAAACUAAAUUCAAAAACAAAAUUCAUUAAUUGCUCAAAAUUCAAGAAACAUGGACGAAAGAGGAAUCGACAGUAUUGAACUUCGAGAUUAUCAACAACUGCUUUACAACAUCUGUGUAAACAAAAAUUCAAUUCUUUAUUUGCCAACAGGUUCAGGAAAAACAUUAAUUGCGAUUAAAGUUAUCGAUCACUUUAAUGAUGAUCUUAAGAAGCCACUUAGCGAAGGUGGAAAAAGAAGUUUGUUUCUGGUUAACACUGUGGUUCUUGCAAACCAAAUACAUCAUGAAAUCAAAAAUAUGUUGGGUUUAAAGGUGGCCUGUUGGAAUUCAGAGACACGGAAAACAACUUGGAGUAAAGAACGUUAUCAGAAUGAAUUUGAGAAUCACCAAGUGUUUGUUGCAACAGCUCAACUCUUUCUUGACGCCAUCAAACAUUCAUUUAUUUCAAUCCAACAGAUAAAUGUGAUUAUUUUUGAUGAAUGUCAUCAUGGUCGAUUGAAUCAUCCUUACCAUGAAUUGAUGAAAAUGUUUAAAUACAUUGAUCCCUUAGAUCAACCACGAGUCGUAGGACUGUCAGGUAUGUUGAUUGGAAUAUCUUCGUCUGUAAACGAAACUACAGUGAAAGAUGAACUGAAAGUUCUUGAAAGCACUUUUCUAUCAACAAUCGUCACAGUUCAUCGUUUGGAAGAAUAUAAAAAUGUUCUUCUCUAUUCAACAAAUCCAACAGAAAAUUUCAUUACAUACAACAUGUUAGAACCAUGUGAUUUAGCAACUCAAUUGAUUGCGAAAGUUGACAAUAUUCGUUGGAAUUUGUCGAAUAUGAAAUUUGCUAACUUAUUGACGAUCAAUCCUCAAACCUUGCGAAAAACAGCGCCAAAGAAGUUGAAAGAGUUGUCGUUGCUUUUUGAAGAUUUUAAGAAUGAACUGAAAGAAAUGGGAAUCUUUGGUGGUUAUUUAGCUUUGAAAGGUAUCAAAGUUCAAUAUGAGCUUGUUAAGAAACAACCAAAUCAACAUAAAGACAUUCUUACAGUUGUCGAUAUUUGCAUUGAAGGUGUCGAAGAAAUGUUAACAAUGAUUGAAGACGAAGUUGAUAUGAAAAAUCUCACUGCAAAUGAUCUAAUUGAAAAUUCUUCCUACAAAAUUCGAAUUUUGUUUGGACUUCUCAAAAAAAUGUUCACUGAGUCUCGAGUACGUGAUCUUCAAUGUCUCAUCUUCAUGACAAGAAGGUUCACAGCAAAAUGUUGCUAUCACUUGUUCAAAAAGUAUUCAGAACUUGAACCAAGUUUUCCAAUCAUUCCUGACUUUGUUGUUGGUGUGAAUAGCGAAUUGCCAGAGUCGAUUGACGAAGCUUUGAACUCGAAUAACAACAAAGAUGCCAUUGAAAGAUUUCGCAUGAAACAGUCAAAUUGUAUUUGUGCGUCAAGUGUUUUGGAAGAAGGAAUUGAUUUGCAAAUGUGUAACUUGGUUGUUAUGUAUGAUUAUCCAAUGACAUUCCGUUCUUACAUUCAAACGAAGGGACGAGCAAGAACAGUCGAUUCUAACUAUAUUGUUAUGCUUCCAACACAAAAGAAACAAAGCUUCCUUUUCAAACGUGACGUGUAUGAGAAAAUCAAUCUAAGUUUAAAGAAAAUGUUAGUGAUGAAAGCGUGCGACAGAGAACUUGACGAAGAUGGAAUUGAAAAUGAAAGACGAGAAGUUUGGGAGCCUUUAAUAACGAAACGAAGAGCAUUAUUGAAUAAUAUCAGCGCUGUUGCUCUUUUAAAUCGUUAUGUGUCGAGAUUUGGAAACGCAAACCUUAUGUGGACGAGAGAAGACAAAGGACCGGGAAGAAUUAUUGCAAUUUUAAAGUUGCCACCAAAAACCAAAAUUCAUGGUGUCAUUCGAAGUGAUCCAUUUGAUGAUAUAAAGCUCUCUAAGCAAAAUGCUGCUUUUAAGGCAUGCACAAAACUUCAUGACAUUGGUGAGCUUGAUGAACAUUUGAUGCCAAAAUAUUAUUAA
This is a messenger RNA of Clunio marinus, 2096 nucleotides long. Lineage: Eukaryota; Metazoa; Arthropoda; Insecta; Diptera; Chironomidae. The record is from the annotation of a GenBank genome assembly.